Molecule: messenger RNA, 1068 nt
Organism: Leptidea sinapis
Lineage: Eukaryota; Metazoa; Arthropoda; Insecta; Lepidoptera; Pieridae
Exons: 7
Coding region: 160-1068 (302 amino acids)
Source: RefSeq, a predicted model, not a curated record
UUGUAAACAGUUUAUAAAUAUAACAAUUAUGGAAAACUCUUCAAUACAAAGUAGUAUUGAUAAUCGUACCGUCGAUUUCGGGAAUGUUCCAGUGGACUCUACAUCUGAAAAAGUUAUAAUGCUUGAAAAUAACUGGGAGGUCCAAAUGUUAAGAUAAAUAUGCGAAAGAUCGAAUUCAGAAUAUGCAAGAAUGUUUCGGAGCAAAGGAAGCAAAUCAUAAAAAUUAUUAAUAAAUCGUCAAUCGAUGCACCAUACCAAUGGCUUCUGCCGUUUACCGGACACGAAUUUUUUCAAAUUUCAACCGGCAAUUGUGGAGUAAUACGUGGCUUUGAGACUAUAACUGCAACAGUAAUAUUUACCGGCACUUCGUUAGGAGUAUACGCCUCAGAGCUUGUUUGUCUGGUUCUUCACCAGGAUCCAAUAUUUCUGAACAUCAUUGCGGUUGUCAUGUUAUCCGGUAUCCCCAUGUGCAAUAUAAAUGAUCAUAUUUUCGAAAAGCGAUGGAAAAGCAAGCAGCGCUCAGCAUAUUUAAUGGAGAAUAGUCUACGGCAACUUAAUUAUAUACCGGCAGCUUCCUGCUUUGAGAGAUUUCUAGAUUUUGGUACUGGAAGCGCAACGGAUUGGACCUUGAACGUUUCACAGACUUUAUGUGUUACAAACCAUCAGGACGAGGAUGCGUACUUAUUGUGGAUUAUAGAUUCGGAGAACAUAUUUCUGAUUGAUCCCAUAGAGACUGUUAUACCUCCAAAUGAAUCAAGAUUGUUUACUGUUCGAUUUAGACCGAAUGCGGAAAGCGAAGCAUUUAGCUUCUUAUUAUGUGGUGAUUGUCAGCAUAAGACUUACAGAGACGACAACCUGACUGUAAAACUAAAGCAUACUUGGUUCAGGAUUCCAUGUAUCGGUAACACCUGGCCACCUUGUACUGAAUGGACAACAGAAUGGGAUUGUCCUAUUGAGGUUGUGCUUCCACCGACCGUUCCUUUGCGGACCGCCUUCACUAACUUCAUGCUAUCCAAUAAGCUUGGAAUUCCGAUGCAUUUUAAAUUUCAAGCUCCACCAGACACGUAA